CGGUAAAGAAACGUCUUGUUAGUUUAUUAUAAUAAAUUGUGAAAUUUUCUCUAUAUAUCUAGACUAUAGAUUUUUACAAUGAUAUACGUAUCUGUGUCAGUAUCAGUGCAAUCUAUCAGUGUGUAAUAGUUGAUGGAUCGCAACGCGUACAGGAGUUAAAACAUCUGUAUCGUAUAAAAAAAAAGAAGCAGGUGACCGACCUGUUCCACAUCCAACAUGCGACAGUCAACAUAUAGACGAAUACAAAUAUCUGGCGUGUUCAUCAUACUCUCAAUGUCGUCAUUAAUGAUAUAUUGGAAUAGUUACCAGUUAACACGACAGACAACAGAAAUUUCAAUCAAGAUAUGUCCGAAGAAUCCCCCUUUUUUAGUAGGUCCGUUUGUCUUUCACCAUUUUAAUGGAACGCUGGAAGACCUGAAUAAUAAAUAUCAGAAAUAUAAGCCUGAACUUGGUGGUAAAUUUAAACCAUUGGAGUGCAAGCCGAGAGAGAAAGUAGCAAUAAUAAUACCAUACCGAGAGAGACAGAGACAUCUGAUGGACUUCUUGUCACAUAUGCCACCAAUGCUGCUCCGUCAACAGGUUGAAUUUACUAUAUUUGUUAUCGAGCAGGAUCCACUAGGACAAUUUAACCGAGCACUUAUGACGAAUGUUGGUUAUUUAGAGGCAUUAAAACAAGAUAACUAUUCAUGUUUUAUAUUUCACGAUGUCGACAUGUAUCCUAUUAAUGAUAAUAAUAUAUACAAAUGUUCAACAUCUCCAAGACACUUGGCUGCAGCUGUUGAGAAAUGGAAAUUUGGAUUACCGUACCCUGAUUAUUAUGGUGGAGUUGUUGCUUAUCCUAAGACUGUUAUGGAGAAGACCAAUGGAUUCUCAAAUCUUUACUUUGGUUGGGGUGGUGAAGAUGAUGAUCUAGGAUUCAGAUUGGCGGUGGUAGGGUUGAAGUGUGUACGUCCUGCCGCAGUUUAUGGUAGAUAUGCCACCCCUGUUCACGGGAAGGAUAAAGGCUGUCCAUUGAACCCGGACAGAUUCACGCUUGUAAAGAAUGCCAAGAGUCGUAUAUGGUACGAUGGACUAAAUAGUGUUGUAUAUACUGUAAGUAAAAUAGAAAAGAAGAAAAUAUAUACACACAUGCAUAUAACAGUGGAUCGUCAAAAACAAGAAGAGAAUGUGAAGUUAAAGAAAAUAGAAUUGGAAAAGAAGCAGCAUUAGAAAAAGUCUCUCAUUAAUAAGCAGUAAUGGUGUUCCCUAGAAUAUUGUAGUUUAGUUGUCGUUGGAAUGAUGUGUUUUAGUGUGUUUGGUUGUUGUCAUCGUGUGGAUGAUUGUGUUCAUGAACUCAGUGUUUCAAAUAGCCUAUGAUCUCAAGAGCUCUGCGUUCUUAUUGUAAACGGGUGUUCAUGAACCCAGUGUUUCAGAUAGCCUAUGAACUCAAGAGCUCUGUGUUCUAUUAAACGUGUCUUUUUUUAAUAGGGUGUUCAUGAACCCGAUGUUUCAGAUAGCCUAUGAUCUCAAGAGCUAUGUGUCCCAUCAAACGUGUCUUAUUGUAAUAGGGUGUUCAUGAACCCAGUGUUUGAGAUAGCCUAUCAACUCAAGAGUUCCGUGUUCCAUUAAACAUGUCGUAUUGUAAUAGGGUAGAACCGACCAAUGUAAUUAUUAAUUUAUUUAUUAUUUUUUUUAUUGGCUUGUACAACCCAGAGCCCCGGUGGAUCAGUUAGUAAGACGGCUGGUGUAAGUGUUACACGACAGCAAGUCAGGUUUGCAACUCUACUCUUUUCACAAGGUUAUUUCUGACAACCCAUCCUGUAAUGGUGGUCAUCAAUUUGAAGAUAUUGAACACUUUGUUUUACAUUGCUCCUUAUAUUCAGAUGUCCAGAACAAAACACAAUCUACUGUCUAUCGUAACACUAGUGUCAUAUUGCACGGCAUUGACGACACGGAGAGCUAACUGAAUAUUGACGGCAAGGAGAGCUAACUGUAUAUUGACGACACGGGGAGCUGACUGAAUAGUUUUAAAACUGUCAACUCGUAUUUCAAAAUUAUCAGAAGUCUCCAGCAGCAACGAUAACGCCAUAGUUCAAAAUUUGAGCAUACAAAAUAAACAGUGUAAUUAUAUUUCCA
Patella vulgata (common limpet) is the source of this 2115-nucleotide messenger RNA. Its product is annotated as beta-1,4-galactosyltransferase 1. Gene Ontology annotation, biological process: glycosphingolipid biosynthetic process; carbohydrate metabolic process. The coding region runs from base 217 to 1209 and encodes 330 amino acids. The record is from RefSeq and is a predicted model, not a curated record. Gene Ontology annotation, molecular function: N-acetyl-beta-glucosaminyl-derivative 4-beta-N-acetylgalactosaminyltransferase activity. The transcript has 8 exons. Lineage: Eukaryota; Metazoa; Mollusca; Gastropoda; Patellidae.